Messenger RNA from Drosophila suzukii, 2028 nucleotides. Lineage: Eukaryota; Metazoa; Arthropoda; Insecta; Diptera; Drosophilidae. The record is from RefSeq and is a predicted model, not a curated record.
CUGAACGAGUGCGGACGCGUUUAAGGACCCAAACAGCCUUAGAAGAGCCUGUAAACAAACCCCAGAUAGUGUUGAUAGAGCUCUGUGUUCGCGAGUGCUGGUCCGUAUGUGUGAUUAGAUUAAAUUGGCAAUUGGCAACCGAUCUGUGGUAAAACCCUUUAAAUCAUGCCCGAAAUCGUGGAGCUUAAUGUGGGCGGCGUGAGCUACACGACCACAUUGGCCACUCUGCUGGCGGACAAGACCACGCUGCUGGCCGAGCUCUUCGGCGAGGGUCGCGAUUCGCUGGCCAAGGACAGCAAGGGUCGCUACUUCCUGGACCGCGACGGCGUCCUCUUCCGCUACAUCCUGGACUUCCUGCGCGACAAGGCGCUGCACCUGCCCGAGGGAUUCCGCGAGCGCCAGCGGCUGUUGCGCGAGGCGGAGCACUUCAAGCUGGCCGCCAUGCUGGAGUGCAUCCGCGGGGAGCGGGAUGCCCGGCCGCCGGGCUGCAUCACCAUCGGCUACCGUGGCAGCUUCCAGUUUGGCAAGGAUGGGCUGGCCGAUGUCAAGUUCCGAAAGUUAUCGCGCAUCCUGGUCUGCGGACGUGUGGCCCAGUGCCGUGAGGUCUUUGGGGACACUCUCAAUGAGUCGCGGGAUCCCGAUCAUGGCGGUACGGAUCGGUACACCUCGAGAUUCUUCCUGAAGCACUGCUACAUCGAGCAGGCCUUCGAUAAUCUGCACGAUCAUGGUUACCGCCUGGCCGGAAGCUGCGGAUCCGGAACCGCCGGCUCGGCGGCGGAACCCAAACCGGGUGUGGACACGGAGGAGAAUCGCUGGAACCACUACAACGAGUUCGUCUUCAUCCGGGAUUAGGGAACUACGACUUGAAGGCACCCUACCCAGGCACCCCAGCUCUGUAUCGUUAUUUUUCAUUUGUGCGGAACUCAUUUCGACAUAAGCCCCCUUUGCCAUACCCAUCAGUAUUCCACGGAUUAACCUUUAUUAAUGGCCGAGACAAGGAGGCCGCACAGAAUUCAAUGGCUUGAGUUUCAACCCACCUCUUGAUAUACAAAUGGGAACAUUUCAAAUGUACAAUUGAACUAACAAUCCACACUUAAGUCUAGAAAAUUGUUGACAUACAUAGGUAACUUAAUGAGCGAGUGUGUAUUUAAUUAUUUGCUUUACGUUUAUCUAUAAAUCACGGUGGGCCCCCAUAAAUUGGAUAUUACAAGCAGCUCUUUGAUGAAUGAAAAUGAAUUCGGAUUUACUGGCUGACAACAAGUGAAAACAAUUUGGCAAGUGCAGAUAAGAAAAUAACAAAAUACCAAAAACAAUGCCAACAUUUUAUUAGCCCCAACUUUUGUUGAUGCAGUGCAGUGUAAACAAGAUGAGAGGAAGACAUUAAACAGAUCAAAUCCAAUGAAAUAAACUCAAACGAGGCAAGGGUAACCUCGCCAGCUGGAUAAACGUAUUUGUGGUCAAUCAAUCACACUGAAAUCACACUGAACAAUUUGAAAUACGGGUUACUCUUUGAAAAUUAACGAAAUAUUGUAGCAACAGAUACCACAAGCAAACAACUCAAGCAAAUGCUAAAUCUAAAGUUUUAUUAGUCUAAUAAAAGUCGAAACUUGAAGUAAAGAAAAUACAAAUAGCGAAAUAGGAUAAUGGCGAACAACAUGUGGCCCCAAAUAUAUGUUGACCGAAGCUGAAAAGCAGCCUGCAAUCCAUAAAACUCAAACACAAAUCGAUAUUAGAGAAGUACAUUUACUAUACAAAUACGAAUACAAACCAAACAACGGCUGUCAUAAGAUAUGCCCAUUUUGCAAUAACUCUUGAAUCGUUUCCGAUUCUAAAAAAUGGCUUGGGACAAGCAUAUGGCCGGAUUUGUAGGCCACGUUUGGCCAGGCAUUUUUUGAAGGAGCGAUAAAACCUAGAAUCCUGGCGCAACAAUUGGAAAUGAUUUAAUAGUGCAUUUUAGAAAAUAGCUGAGCCACUCAUAAAAUACACCCCCUUCAUCUGUCAGAAAAGCAAUCAUCAUUUACCACUCAU